Panthera uncia (snow leopard) is the source of this 4148-nucleotide messenger RNA. It is a transcript of the gene PCDHA1, whose product is annotated as protocadherin alpha 1. Gene Ontology annotation, molecular function: calcium ion binding. Gene Ontology annotation, cellular component: plasma membrane. NCBI's taxonomy places the organism in Eukaryota, Metazoa, Chordata, Mammalia, Carnivora, Felidae. Gene Ontology annotation, biological process: homophilic cell-cell adhesion. The annotation marks the transcript as partial. The transcript has a single exon. The record is from RefSeq and is a predicted model, not a curated record.
UAUGAUAUUAUGAAUGAAAUUGUUUUCUUAAUUUCCUGUUCAAUUGUUCACUUUUAGUGUAUAGUGUUGCAGCUGAUUUUCAUGUGUUGACUUUGUAUCUGCCACUUUGUUGAAUCAUUUAUUAAUUUCAAGUUUUCUGUGCAAUCUUUAGGGUGUUCUAUAUAUGAGAUAGCAUCUGUGAACAGAGAUAAUUAUACAUCUUCUUUCCCAUUUUGGAUGCCUCAUUUUUGGGGAGAGGGCGGUUAUUUGCUCUGGCUAGAACUUUCAAUACUUUGUUGAAUAGAAAAGGUGAAAGCAGGUCUCCUUGCUUUGUUCCUAAUCUUAGAGGAACAGCUUUCAGCCUUUCACCACUGAGUAUGUUUGCUGUGGGUUUUUCAUGUAUGGCAUUUUAUUAUGUUGAGGUGGUUUCCUUCUAUUCCUAGGAUUCUGAGUGUUUUUAUCAUGAAAGAAUGUUGAAUUUUGUCACAUGCCUUUUCUGCAUCUAUUGAGAUUAUCAUGCGUUUUUUUCCUUCAUUCUCUUAAUGUGGCUUAUUACAUUGAUUAUGUAUACUGAAUCAUCCUUACACUCCACAAAUAAAUCCCACAUGCUCAUGGUGUAUAAUCCUUUUAAUAUGCUGCUGAAUUCAGUUUUCUAAUAUUUUUUUGAGGAUUUUUUUUUUUUUGGAGGAAUCAGUGUUCAUGAGGGAAGUUGAUCUGUAGUUUUCCUUUCUUGUAGUGUCUUUGUCUGCCUUUGGUAUCAGGGUAAUGAUGGCCUAAUAGAGUAAGAAAGUGUUCCUUCCUCUUUAUCUAUUUGGAAAAGCUUGAAAAAGAUCAGUAUUAUUUCCUGAGUGUUUGGUAAAAUUCACCAAUGAAGCCAUUGGGCAAGGGCCUUUCUUUGUCAGGAGAUUUUUAAAAAUUACUGAUUCAUCUUUUUACUAGUUAUAGGUCUAUUUGGAUGAUGUAGCUAUUUUCUCUGUGCUUACUGUGGACAUUGCAUUUAAUAUCUUACAUUAUAGUACUCUGAAUUUGUACCAGCUUAAACUCAAUAAUAUACAAAAACACUCUGCUAUUUUAACAGCUCUCUCUGAUAACAAAAUUUCCAGUCAUUUAUGUCCGCAUUUAUUUUUUCCUUGAAUAUAAUAUCAUGUAGCCUUUUAUUUUCAUAGUAACUACCAUGAUAAUGCAGUCCAUGGUUAACUAUUUUUUAAGUUUCAAUUAAGUGUCAUCUGAUCAUUGUAAAUGACAUUUUUCUUAUACUGAGAAUAUCUUCAAAUCCAACAAUUUUCAUCAAAAUAAAGAGGAUGAAACAUUACCAUGUGGCUUAUGGUUGAGAUUAUAUUUAAAGAUCACUGUAAUUCCCAACAUUAAAACAUGAUAAUUUAUAGUUUUCAGUUAAAUAGAGAUACGUUUUAAAAGUCAAAAUAAGCUUUUAACUGUAGAAAACAAAGUAUAUUUAAUUCAACAGUUUUAUGUUUGGAAUAUCUGAAUGACAGCAAAUUGCAGUUAGCAUUAUUCUAUGUAUUCUUCAUAGUAAUAAAAUGCAUAAAAGGAAAUUUAUACCACAUUAAACUACCUUGUACAUUAAAAUAUUGACAGUAUUGUCUAAAUCUAUUAGCAUUUAAAAAAGUAUCAAGUUCUGAAUUUGCUUCAUUUCAAGAAUAAGAGGGUACUGAUGUAUCUUAUAUUCCUGUACCUUUGUAAUGAGGCAAUUACUACAUUGGAAUUGCUAUUAAAAUUAUAAUCUGUUUUUUUUUAAAAAUAACAUCAUGUUUCAUCUACAUUUUAAUUAUCAAGUAAACAGUGACUUAGGCUUUCUGAUUAGGAACUUAUAUGAAUCCUUAUUUAUAUUAAUAUCCUUAAAUAUCCAUGGUACUUGAAGUAAAAAUGUUAAGGCCAUCCUUUUUAAAGUAACUUGUGAUAGUUUAUUCAGAUCACAUUUAUUAGUCAAAUUUUGAUGUAAUUAUGGGGUUCUGAUUAUAAAUUGCACUAAAGUUGAAAGAGAAAUUUAAUAGGUUUUUCUCAAAUAGUUUUUUUCUGAAAACCUAAUCUUCACUUUAGAUUUACAUUUAAAAAUUUGACUACAGAUUAUUAUAAUAUUCUCAGAUAUGUGUACUUGAUAUUGAUUCAAUGUUAAUUUUAUUCUUAUUGACAUAUGACAAUGACUUAAUAAGAAAAAAAGGUGCAGCUGAAAAUUUGAUAUAGGAAUAAAGAUCCAAGGGACAGUAGCUUAAUUUGGAAUAAUGACUUUUAGAGGCGAAAGUUAUUAGUUCAGCACUUAGAUGUUAUAUAACAAGAACAAAGGAAAAUGUCCCAAAUUUCAUUAUUCUAAGAUUUCAAGUAUCAAAAAGUGAUGUCGCUGUUCAUAAACACUGAAAGAAUUUUAAAUGUAUUUCAGAAAAAUUUCUAAAAAUAUCAUAAGUAAGUUCCUGGUAAUAUUAUUUUAAAAAUUAACACGCACAAUAUCCUAGAAUAAGGUGAACUUUAGUGGCCAAAGUGUUUUAUUUUAAAGCUCCAGUAUUCAUUUACAAAUAUUUAAUAAUAAAAACAUGAGCUGAUAAAUUGUUUUAAAUGAAAAGAUGUAAGGCUAUUGGUGCAUAUUUCUAUUUUCCCAAAAUCUAAUUGUAAUAUAUUUGUGACCACUGCUAAAGGACAGUAUUGAAUUACAUACUCUUAAGUGAGAGUGUACAGUCUUUAAAAGACAUAAUUGAAAGUGAUUGCAUUGAAUAAAUUGCAAAUGAAUAUAUAGCCUAUUUUGGAAAUCAAUGAAGAAUCUACAAUCUACAGCAUUAGCCACAUGAUGUCGCUGUAUACCACAAAGUCUUGUCAAUGUUAAGGUAUAGAUCACCAAAAACUAAGGGAGGAAGCUCCAUUUUGUUACAGCCUGAGAGAAGACAAAAACAGGAGACAUAUUAUUCAAGAUAUAAAGUAAAGAAAGCAUGAUUUUGAAGUGAGAGCGGUACCAAAGGUGUAGUGGUUUUGCGAUGCUGUUUCCUAGGCAAGGAGGCAAGGGAGCCCAGCGCCUGCUGCUCUUCGUUUUGCUCCUCGCAGCCUGGAAGACUGGGAAUGGUCAGGUCCACUACUCGGUCCCGGAAGAGGCCAAACACGGCACCUUCGUAGGACGCAUCGCGCAAGACCUGGGGCUGGAGCUGGCAGAGCUGGUGCCACGCCUGUUCCGGGUGGUGUCCAAAGGCCGUGGGGACCUUCUGGAAGUAAAUCUGCAGAAUGGCAUUUUGUUUGUGAAUUCUCGCAUCGACCGCGAGGAGCUUUGCGGGCUGAAUCUGGAGUGCAGCAUCCACCUGGAGGUAAUUGUGGACAGACCGCUGCAGGUUUUCCAUGUGGAGGUGGAGGUGAAGGACAUUAACGAUAACCCACCGGUUUUCAGAGGGAGAGAACAAAGGUUAUUUAUUCCUGAGUCUAGACUGGUGGAUUCACGUUUCCCGAUAGAGGGUGCUGCUGAUGCGGACAUUGGGACCAAUGCUCUAAUAACUUACACCCUCAGCCCCAGUGAUUAUUUCUCUUUGGAUGUACAGGCAAGUGAUGAACUAAGUAAGUCACUUUCACUUGAAUUGAGGAACUCUUUGGAUAGAGAAGAAACACCAGAACUUCGUUUAUUAUUGACGGCCACUGAUGGGGGCAAACCAGAGCUGGAAGGUACAGUUCAGCUGCUGAUCACAGUGCUGGACGUUAAUGAUAAUGCCCCAUUGUUUGCCCAGGCUGUGUAUAGAAUCCAUUUAUUAGAGACUACAGCAAAUGGAACAUUAGUGACUACAUUAAACGCCUCUGAUGCCGAUGAAGGUGUAAAUGGCGAAAUUGUCUUUUCCUUCGGCAGUGAUGUUCCCCUAAACAUUCAAAAAAACUUCAAAAUUGAUUCCAGCUCAGGAGAAAUUAGGCUAAUUGGUAGACUGGAUUAUGAAGAAACAAAAUCUUAUGAAAUUCAUGUAAAAGCAGUUGAUAAAGGAAGUCCUCCAAUGUCAAAUCACUGCAAGGUUUUAGUGAAAGUGCUAGAUGUAAAUGAUAAUGCUCCACAACUGGCAGUCACAUCUCUGUCUUUGCCAGUCAGAGAGGACACUCCACUCAGCACCGUCAUUGCUUUUGUUUCCGUGUCCGACCGCGACUCCGGUGUCAACGGGCAGGUGACCUGCUCUCUGAUGCCUCACAUCCCCUUCAAG